AGCGGUGUCUCGGAAGCGUCUGCUGCUCCCCCCAAGAGGCUCCGGUUGCUACGGUGACCGCCCUUGCGAACCGCGUGUGGGACUCUUUCCGCUGUGAGCCCCGCCCAGACCCCGUCCCCGACGCCGGGGAUUCGUUAGACGCCGGCGGGUCGCGCGUGGCGCUGGUUGCUAUGGUGAUCGCGGCCCCACGGGCCCAGCCAGACCAGGCCGCGCGGCUUCUGGAGCUUUUGCAACCUCCGCGGGACACUCUGGAAGGAUGAGGUCCUCGCUGACGCCUUUGGGGCCGCCCGUGAGCCGGGACCGCAUCAUCACCAGCUUCCCGAAGUGGUACACGCCUGAUGCCUGCCUGCAGCUCAAGGAGCACUUCCAUGGGCAGGUUAGCACGACCUGCCAGCACAGGAACACGGGGACUGUGGGGCUGCGACUCUCCAAGGUGGUUGUCGUUGGUGAUCUCUACGUGGGCAAGACCAGCCUCAUCCACAGGUUUUGCAAGAAUGUCUUUGACCGUGACUACAAGGCCACCAUCGGGGUAGACUUUGAAAUCGAGCGCUUUGAGAUCGCUGGGAUUCCCUACAGCCUGCAGAUCUGGGACACAGCAGGGCAGGAGAAGUUCAAGUGCAUUGCAUCUGCCUACUACCGGGGUGCCCAGGCGAUCAUCACAGCCUUUGACCUCACUGACGUGCAGACUCUGGGGCAUACCAGGCAAUGGCUGGAGGAUGCAUUAAGGGAGAAUGAGCCGGGCUCCUGCUUCGUGUUCCUUGUGGGAACCAAGAAGGACCUUCUGUCAGGGGCUGCAUGUGAGCAGGCGGAAGUGGAGGCUGUGCGUCUGGCCAACGAGAUGCAGGCCGAGUACUGGUCGGUGUCCGCUAAGACAGGGGAGAACGUGAAGGCGUUCUUCAGCCGCGUAGCCGCCCUGGCAUUUGAGCAGUCGGUUCUACAGGACUUGGAGAGGAGGAGUGGCGCCCGGCUCCAGGUCGGCGAGGGAGACCUCAUCCGAAUGGAGGGGAGUCAACUCGAGACCCAGGAGAGCACGACAUCCUCCAGCCUGGGUUGCUGUUAGCUGGGGCCUGCACCAGAAGCAUGGGCAGUGCCUUCCGUGACCGUGGAGGGGUGACAUGAAGCCAUCCGUGUCUGCCCACCCACCACGCUGAGCCCCAGAGCUCAGCCACUUCUCUUUAGUGGGUUGGGAGCCAGGAAAGGCCCGCACUGGCUGCCCAGGAGCCCCCCACUGCCCCACUGGUGGGUGCACUGCGGUGAUCAUCUGGGAGGCCAGUGCCACCUACAGAGUCACCAAACAUUCCCCUCUGGCUCGGAACUGCAGACACGAGACACUGGUUCCCCCGCGGCCCGCCUCUCUCGCCCUCAGCACACAUUAGCUGCCCAUGUAGGCACCCUGCCAACUUUCCUGGGUCGGCCUCAGGAGCCUUCUCCUCUCAGUGGUCCAGGCAAGCAGGACUUGUCAAAGCCAGCAAAUGAGGAAACACCCCACCUGUCAUCCCUGCUUGGGACUUUUCUGUAAUCAAUAGGACUUGCAGCUGACUGUCCACUGUCCCUUGGCCACAGACUUGUGGGAUCCCUGGGCAGCCUUGCUCCUCUGGAGGAGGAAGGACAAGAGGGUCUCUCAGGCCCCUUCUGGCCAAGUGGUCAUCUUUGGCUCCUCCUCCCCACCUGCCCCACACCCCGCAGCCCUGGGUGGGUGCCCACUCAUCCCCGCCCACCCCGUGCCACAAGCAGGUGGACACAUCUGGGCAUAUCCUACCUGCUUCUCCGAGAUGGUGAGCAUUUUGCAAACAGCUGUUCUGGUCAGUCCCCGAAGAGUGCCCCACACAGUGCCUAGCACACUGUGGGUGCCCAGUGCACGUUGGGUAGCUGACAGCAGUUGCCAAAUGCUGGUUGGGGAAGAACACCUGCAUCUUUUUCUGUUCAUUCUCCCUUCACCACAUUUUAGCUCUAAUUUUUUACAGAUCUAAAACACUUCUUUAUAUAAAUCACUCUUAAAGGAAUUCUGUACAUGCUUAUUGUAAACCCAAACAAGACACUACAAGGCUUUCUAUGCAGGGUGAAAGCCCCCCUCCUGUCCUUGGAAGUAGGAGCCCUUCCAGACUAGUCCUCUGCAGCACAGCCAGGUGUCUUGUCACGUUUGCUGUUUGACCAGAGUGACCUUUGACCACACGUGCUGCCUGGCAGCCUGCAUUCUGGUUGACCUGCAGGAGCCCUCUGUCCACACGGAGCCGACUCAUUCCGUUGGCGGCUGCCAGUUUUCCUUCGGGUGGUGGACCAGAGUCCAGGCGCCCUGCCCCCUGACUGGGACACGAGGUUUGUGUCCAGCUCCUAGCUUUUACCAAAGGUACUGCAGCGACCAUGCUUGUGGUUGUGGUUUUGUACGCUCAGGAUUCCUGAAGAGAGCUUGCUGGCCCUUCUGAGGACUGGUGGCCCAGCUUGGUCCACUAGACACAAUCUUGGC
Molecule: messenger RNA, 2464 nt
Organism: Mirounga angustirostris (Northern elephant seal)
Lineage: Eukaryota; Metazoa; Chordata; Mammalia; Carnivora; Phocidae
Gene: RAB36
Product: RAB36, member RAS oncogene family
Exons: 11
Coding region: 257-1060 (267 amino acids)
Biological process (GO): vesicle-mediated transport
Molecular function (GO): GTP binding; GTPase activity
Source: RefSeq, a predicted model, not a curated record